AAUCAAACCAGACAAGGCGGAGACACUUUUAUGAUUGGCUACUCCUUUACUCAGACAUGAGCAGCAGCACCCUGACUACAUCGAACGGAGAUGCUUCAGCAAACGUGACGGCGUAAUGCCCACCCCUCAACACUAGGGGGGGGUAUGCACCUCAACAAUCGAGUGACGCUCCAAACCCAAUUUAUAGCUGGCGGGUUACGAGCCGAGAGAAAAAUGGCUGCUGGAGAUAAGUCCGUUUCGGAGUUGCUAAGAGAGGUUGCUAAUCGUUUAGACAGCAACACUGUGCAAUUACCUGAAACAAUAAUACCUCAGCAGACAACUUUUGAUCAAGACUCUGCCCAAAGUUCCCGUCACAACAGUCCAGCGGGAGCGUUACCAAACGCUAAUGCUAGCGGCAACCACCAUCGUCGUGCCCACACUAGUUUGAACCCAGUACAAGCUGAGGUUGCAAGACUAUUCGCCCCGUACAGACAAAGAUCUUCCUCAACAUCAUUGUCAUCUUUGACCCCACCAUCUUCCAAGAAGAAACCCAACUGCUUCACAUACACACACUCAUUCUUCUGCUUGAGUGAUCACAUGUCAGACACAGUGCCAUCCAAAACAUCCAAGUUUGAAUUAACCGCAGCUGGACUUGGGGAGAGACGGAUUUCUUUUCAAGUAAGGGAUGAUGAUCCACACAUUUUCAAAUCAACUAUUGAGGAGAACUUCCCUCAGCUGAAAGACACAGGAGGGUUUGAACUGCUGCGAAUCUCUGGCACAACCAGAAGCCGUAACCUGGGCUUGAUCCCAUGUCCAGACACUGGAUAUACAGUGAGAUAUAUCCGCAGCCCCAUAUGUGGAAUUGGACAGGCAACAAUUUACAUAAGACCUCUGCAGAAGAGUAUUCCUGUGGACGAUGGCUCCUUUAUACUCCAGCAACAAGGGCCCCUCACAAAAUGUCUAAGUUGUCACACAGACAUUCCUUUAAAUAAAAUGAAAACCCACAUUAUCAACUGCAAAAGUCCAUUGAGUGAGACAGCACCUCAGUUGGAAACAGAUGCCCAGGUUAGGCAGAAUAAUAAUUCCAUGAUAGGGAUAGAGGUGCCAUCCUGUAGCUACAGCAAUGCCCAGAAUAUUUGCAACGAAGCAGAAGAAUUAGAUGUUACCAUUUUGGAUCCUGACAUUGUGCCAGUUAGAGCAGUGCAUUCUUCAGAUGAAAUGGUACUGCAGGAAGCAGCAACUCAACCAGAAGGAGAAAAGUCAAGUGCAGGGGAAGCACCAGAGUGGAAAUGUGAACCAGAUGGAACCAAAGCUGCCAGUCUCUACAAGUCCAACCUACUGUCACAGCAUGAGACCAGGAAGGCAGUUGUACUGCAAAUGGAUUUGAGGGAAAGUACUGAGGAUCAAGAGAGAUCCCUUCUCUCCUUUUACAAAGUCCCAAAGGUAGAGUGGGCAAGCCCUGUCUGCUGCAAACUGCAAGGGGAUGCUGCUGUUGGGGAAGGGGUGAAGAGAUUCUUCUUCUCAAAAAUAAUGUCCCUUAUUCAGUUUGGCUUUCAUUUGAACUUUGGGAACACAGAUGUUUCAAGACUGUUUGAUGGUGAACCAGAUCAUCUGACUCCAUCCACCUCCCAAACCUUGUUGGAGAGUGACAUGUUCUUGGUGGCAGGAAGAAUGAUGGGCCAUGCAUUCCUUCAUGGUGGACCAUGUCUGUCAGGAAUUAGUCCUGCUAUCAUCCAUGUCCUUUUUGGUGGCUCACCCGAAACAGUGACAGUUCAAAUUAAGGAUUGUCCUGAUAUUGAUAUCCGUACCACCAUUCAGCUGCUUGAAGGUACUGCUGAUUUGACAGAACAGGAAAAAGCAAGUGUUCUUGAGCUGGCCCUGUCCUGGGACCUUCCAGGUGUCUCACAAACCAAUCGAAAGUGGCUGUGUGAACGUCUUUUAUUCCAUGCUGUCAUAACACGAACAAGCCGUCAAGUCAAGCAGCUGAGGAAAGGGCUGAAGGAGACCAUGGUGUGGCCAUUACUGACAGAAAGACCAGACAUCAUACCCUUGUUUUUACCAAGGGAUUCAGAGACUGCUCCGUCCGGUGAGUCCAUCCUUGAAAGGAUAGUUUGGCCUGGGAAGGAACUUGAUGAUGAUGACGACGAUGAUGAAUGCUCGCUUGAAGACCAGUGCAGAGUAGCAGGGUACCUGCGCUCUUUUAUUGAAAAUGCAUCGUGUGAACAACGAAAAGCCCUUCUCAAAUUCUGGACUGGAUGGGAAGUACUGCCCAGAGAAAUAACUGUUGAAGUGGUGAACGACCAAACUUUACCAAAGUCCUCCACCUGUUUUGAGGUUCUACGUAUUCCUGCACAUUACCAAAACUACGAGUCAUUUUUGGUGGACAUGCAGGCAUGUCUCACCUCCUCUGACACGGGUUUUGGUCUGGUUUAGGAGGACUACGACCUACAAGUUCUUCUGAAGUUACACUGCGUGUUGCCAUAUUCUUGUCUGAUUUAGGUUCCAAUGCAGUUUUGCUUGUUUGUUCUGAUAUAGUCACAUUAAGUUCCAGAUAAAUAUUUAGGUUUUACGUUUUAAAAAAAUACGACAGAAUUUGAGUUUAGGUUUAAAAAAAUCUGAAGGUCUUAAAAUGAUGACUUUCCCCAUUUAUACACCAUUAUGCCCAAGUCUACAAGACAAACUUAAUUGUGAUCAGCUGAGCCUAUUUUGUGAUUAUGUGCAUAUUUUGUUAUUACAGAACUAUUGAAGGGGGAAAAUGUUAUGACAUUUGAAUUCGUUUUUUUUCCUAAGGCAGUAAUUUUUGUCAAUUCCAGAAAAAAAUGCAAUAAUCACUGUAUGUUUUAAAAAAUUUAUUAAAAAGAAUUUCUGGUCA
This is a messenger RNA of Oryzias latipes (Japanese medaka), 2851 nucleotides long. RefSeq lists its product as uncharacterized. Lineage: Eukaryota; Metazoa; Chordata; Actinopteri; Beloniformes; Adrianichthyidae. The record is from RefSeq and is a predicted model, not a curated record. Gene Ontology annotation, molecular function: ubiquitin-protein transferase activity.